Messenger RNA from Saxophila tyrrhenica, 3348 nucleotides. RefSeq names its product ATP-binding mismatch repair protein (gene PMS1). Bases 1 to 3348 code for a protein of 1115 amino acids. The record is from RefSeq and is a predicted model, not a curated record. Gene Ontology annotation, molecular function: ATP-dependent DNA damage sensor activity; ATP binding; mismatched DNA binding. The transcript has a single exon. Gene Ontology annotation, cellular component: MutLalpha complex. Gene Ontology annotation, biological process: mismatch repair. Lineage: Eukaryota; Fungi; Ascomycota; Dothideomycetes; Mycosphaerellales; Extremaceae.
AUGGCCACGAUCAAGGCCAUCGAGGGCCGCUCCGUACACCAGAUCCAGUCUGGACAGGUCAUCGUCGACCUCAUCUCCGUGGUCAAGGAACUCGUCGAGAACAGUCUGGAUGCCGGCGCCACAUCAGUCGAGAUCCGCUUCAAGAAUCAAGGCCUGGACAGCAUCGAAGUGCAAGAUAAUGGCAAAGGCAUACCGCCCGAUGACUUCGAGACUGUCGCCCUGAAGCACUAUACGUCUAAGCUUUCCACCUAUGAGGACCUCACUUCGCUGGACACGUUCGGCUUCCGUGGCGAAGCGCUAUCCUCGCUUUGUGCCUUGUCCAAGUUCCACAUUACUACUGCUCGCGCAGAAGAUGGCGCUGUGGGCAAGAAACUGGAGUUUGAGACUUCCGGGAAGCUGAAGGGUAAUUCAGUCGUUGCCGCUCAAAAGGGCACCACAGUUUCAGUUGAAGACCUUUUCUGCAACCUUCCCGUCAGACGAAAGGAGCUCGAGAAGAAUAUCAAGCGCGAGUACAACAAGGUCAUUGCUCAUCUACAUGCUUAUGCGUGCAUCAGCGUCGGUGUACGCUUCUCCGUGACUAACCAGAUGUCGAAAGGCAAGAAAGUGGUGGUGUUCUCCACGAAAUCGAAUACGACAACGAAAGAAAACAUCACCAAUGUCUUUGGCGCGAAGACACUCGUGGCUCUGGUCAAGCUUGAUCUGCACCUCGAGAUGGAGCCGAGCAAUGGUCCGUCGACACAGAGCGCGCGCAACUGGUCUACUCAAUCGCUCGACCGCUCGAGAGAAGUCCAUGUGCAAGGCUACAUCUCUAAGCCAGUCUUUGGCGAGGGACGUCAAGCACCGGACAGACAGAUGUUCUUUGUCAACUCUCGACCAUGCGGCUUGCCGCAAGUCACAAAGGCCGUCAACGAAGUUUACAGAUCGUUCAAUGUCGCUCAGAUGCCGUUUGUGUUUGCGAAUCUCAUCAUGGACACCAAUGCUUACGACGUCAACGUGUCACCAGACAAGCGAAGCAUUAUGCUUCACGAUCAGACAGCGCUUUUGGAGAGCCUGAAGAAGUCACUGACGGAGCUGUUUGAGCAGGCUGAACAGACCGUGCCAAUGCAGUCUCAGCUUCCGAAUCGCAAACUGCCCAGCUAUAAGGCAUUAACUUUGCCGCAGCGUGCAUCAGCGCCAGAGGAAGAUGGUUCGGAGGAGGGAGCGCCUGAAGAGGCUUCCGCCAGCGAGGACGACGAGAUGGUGCCUGCUCCGAGACCGAAUGCUCGUUCCACCACUGCUAGCAAUGGCACUUCUGGAAGUCUCAUCGAAAGGUGGGCUGGUCGAGAGUCAGAAACACGGCGAGAAGCUCCCGUAAAGCACUCGCGCACGGCAGUUCCAGCGGACAAGAUGCAGCCUCCGACACCUUUAGAAGAUGUGGAAACCCAAAGCGCUGCCGUCAAGUCGCCGGUCCCGUCUCCGUCACUAAUACCAAUGUCACAAUUCGACGGGCGUGAUCAUGAUGAGGAUCGGAGCGUUGAUCGUGACACGCCUAAACCACAGGCAAGUGAGCAUGCUACGUUGCCGCUGGACACUUCACGCGAACCGGAUCCCAUGGGAUCUCCGUACGAUGACCUGUUCUCGCAAAGACCAGCACGAUUAUCAAGCGCAGACGGAAAGUCCAAUGGCUCAGAGGACGAAGAAGUAACGCCAGAGCGUGCUGUCACCAACCAACCCAGCGCCAUCGCUCCAAUUUCGCAUGACUCACGGUCUCAGCAGCCAGAGGAGCAAUCCGAAAUUGUCACGGUGAACCCAGCAUCGCAAAAGGCUACACCUGGACCUGUCCAGAACGCUUUCGAUCGCAUGCGUCCGAUGCGUACACCCCUUCAGACUGCCGAGAUUACCAUCGGCGACAAGACGACCACAACAGUCAUCGGAAGCAGUCCUCCUUACAAGAAGAGACGGGUCCACCAACCUGCCAAUUCGCAGUCGAUCGCGCAGUUCGGCGGAAGUCCUUUGCUCGCUCGUGGGUUGCGUUCAUUUGCUGCACCUGGGUCACAGCUUCAUCUCGAUAGCAGCGCCAUGCCUCCACCACAGCGGCGGACAGCCCAGUCAACACAGGCGAGCGACGAUGAUGAAGACGGGCAGGACAAGGACGAAACAAGUGCGAACGCCGAUGCAGCCCGCAAAGCUUCCGUGGGAUUGGCAAAGAUAGACACAAUCAAUAGUGACAUUCCGACCUCAGACCCACUGGAUGCUCUACUACCUUCGCCCGCGGAUGAGGACGAACAUGAUGAGGACUACGUCGAUGAAGAGGAGAAGAAGAUCCGAGAAGACGAGAAGAUAGCUCGCUUGAUCCAAGAAGCUGAGAUCGCCGCUGCCCAACCGAGCGAAGACAACCUCCGAAGAGCCUCGCAGGUACUCAAGAACGGUGGUAGUCGCAAAGAAUCCACCCUACAUCUGGCUCAGUACAUGAGGACGUCCAUCGAUGAUAUCAGAGAACAGGUGCAGCGUUCGCAAGCCAAUAUGCGUUCGGGCCUUCUUGAAGCGGAUCGCAGCGCCAAUGGCAACGAGCACGGUAUCAUCAAGGGUGAGAUCGAUGAUGCUGAAGCCGAGACCAAACUCUCCUUGUCUGUGAGCAAGACAGACUUUGAGCGGAUGCAGAUCAUUGGGCAGUUCAACCUUGGCUUCAUUCUGGCCGUGAGACCUUCGUCGACUGAGGAAGAUGAGGACCAGCUCUUUAUAAUCGAUCAGCAUGCCGCCGACGAGAAGUACAACUACGAACGCUUGCAGCGCACUGUGACUCUGCAGAAUCAGCGGCUUGUCCGACCAAAGCCUCUCGAGCUUACUGCUAUCGAAGAGGAGAUCAUCCUGAACAACGCCGACGCGCUUAAAGCCAACGGCUUCGAGAUCGAAACGACAUCCAGCUUCACAGACGAUGACGAGGGUGAGAGCGGCAGACGUUGCCGCCUUAUCACUCUCCCGAUCAGCGGCCAGAAGACUUUUGAUCUUUCCGAUCUAGAAGAGCUACUGCAUCUGCUCUCCGAGGCUCCGGCCGGUAGCUCUGAGAUCCCCAGGCCUAAGAAGGUGCAGAAGAUGCUCGCCAUGCGUGCUUGCCGGAGCAGUAUCAUGGUCGGCAAGAACCUGACUGUCAAGCAGAUGGGGAUGGUCGUGAAGCAUAUGGGAGAGAUGGGGAAGCCGUGGAACUGCCCGCACGGCAGACCUACCAUGAGACAUCUGGCUGGCUUGGGGUCGUGGGAGGGGUGGCAGGAAGGAGAUGCUGUGGAUCCGGACGAUGAUGUGGGUGUUGAUACGGAGUUUGCAAGUGGCAGACGAACCGACUGGAAGCGUUGGCUGGAGGAGCGUGGGUGA